GUUGUACCUAAUAAAGUAUUCACUGACAGUAAUACACUAGAAAUGUGCAUACAAAACAGCAGCACAUAACGGAUCUUUUAUGUUUAAUUUCAUCUUAUCUUGUGACAUUGCUUAAUAAUUACUCUCUUGCAGUUUAGGAUACAUACUCUAGAAGUGAGUAUCUCCUGGUCCCGUAACUAAAGCACUGCUCGGUGUCAGAGAUGGCUCUCAAAGCCGCGGUUCUUGUGCUGUUUUCGGCCAUGCUGUCUGAGGUGUCGGCCGGAGUAUUUUUUAAGCAGAAGGAGCCGUGCUAUGUCCCCUCACCGAAGAGAGGCGGCUUUGGACUGCGGACCGCACCUCGUCCUCACGAGUAUUUGAACAUUUCUGAUCUGCCGAAGUCGUGGGACUGGAGGAACAUCAAUGGCACCAACUACGUCAGCACUACUCGCAACCAGCACAUUCCCCAGUACUGUGGGUCCUGCUGGGCACAUGGCAGCACCAGUGCGAUGGCAGAUCGAAUCAACAUUAAGCGGAAAGGAGCGUGGCCAUCUGCCUACCUGUCUGUCCAGAAUGUGAUCGACUGCGGUAAUGCCGGCUCGUGCCACGGAGGAGACCACACUGGGGUUUGGGAAUAUGCUAACAAUCACGGGAUCCCAGAUGAGACCUGUAAUAACUACCAGGCUAAAGACCAGGAUUGCAAUAAAUUCAACCAAUGUGGCACCUGCACCACUUUUGGAGUGUGCAAUAUUGUGAGUAACUACACUCUGUGGAAGGUGGGAGAUUACGGAUCCGUCAGUGGGAGAGAGAAGAUGAUGGCAGAGAUUUACGCGCAUGGGCCAAUCAGGUUUGCAGCUUUUUCAUACGUUUAUAAAAUAGUCCAUUCUGGUUGCUUUGUUUUACUUGAUAAUUCAAUCUUAAUAAUAAAGCAGAUAUCCCAAACCAACAUAGCACACUAGUUAGAAUCCUGAUUUCCACCCUAAACCUUUUCCUGUCAUUCCAUACUUAUGUAGGGGAGAGCAGUGUGUCAUGAUUUAUGAGAAAAAUUGUCAUCGAUAUACAAAUUCUGUAAACAUGAAAUCGCUGAUUUAAUAAUUAAUUAGUUCUCUGGGCCAACUUUCAUUUGUUUAAAUGUGGUACAGGCUAUAAAUAAAUAGACGUGACAGUCAACACAAAAAG
Messenger RNA from Haplochromis burtoni (Burton's mouthbrooder), 1155 nucleotides. Its product is annotated as cathepsin Z. Gene Ontology annotation, cellular component: lysosome. The coding region runs from base 201 to 935 and encodes 244 amino acids. The record is from RefSeq and is a predicted model, not a curated record. Gene Ontology annotation, molecular function: cysteine-type endopeptidase activity. The transcript has 4 exons. Lineage: Eukaryota; Metazoa; Chordata; Actinopteri; Cichliformes; Cichlidae.